AUGCUGAAAGAUCUGCAAAGGAACAACGAAUUCUGGAACAUGACGUUAUCGGCACCUAGGGAUUUUAUGAAAUGGGUCAAGACCGAAACUUCCGAUAAUGCGAUGAAACUGCUUCUCGUCAUUCAAAAGGAACGACCAGAGAUGUUGGAAACAGUCACUCGAGAGUUUUGGAAACGAAUUUGGACAAAUGGCAAACGAAUAUUUGAUCGUGAAGAUUUUGAAGAGGUGCUGACAGCCAGUGGAAUAACAAAUGGAUCCGAGUAUAUUGAUCAAAUUGACAGUGAAUACGCCACAACUAAACUGAAAGAGAACAGCGAUGCUGCUCUGG
Messenger RNA from Ostertagia ostertagi, 328 nucleotides. Lineage: Eukaryota; Metazoa; Nematoda; Chromadorea; Rhabditida; Trichostrongylidae. The record is from the annotation of a GenBank genome assembly.